Molecule: messenger RNA, 1853 nt
Organism: Xiphophorus couchianus (Monterrey platyfish)
Lineage: Eukaryota; Metazoa; Chordata; Actinopteri; Cyprinodontiformes; Poeciliidae
Product: zinc finger protein with KRAB and SCAN domains 1-like
Exons: 2
Coding region: 117-1352 (411 amino acids)
Biological process (GO): regulation of transcription by RNA polymerase II; embryo development
Cellular component (GO): nucleus
Molecular function (GO): DNA-binding transcription factor activity, RNA polymerase II-specific; RNA polymerase II transcription regulatory region sequence-specific DNA binding
Source: RefSeq, a predicted model, not a curated record
UAAAAAAACAGAAAACAAAAAGAAAUUAAAGAAAAUAAAACGGCGCCAGCUGCAGCUUUUGUUAACGCAUCAGAAAACUGCUGCAUUGUCCCAUUCCUGCUAAUAUUUCAGCAACCAUGUCUUCAGCUCAGCAUCUCAGAGAUUUUAUCAGAGAGAGACUAACUGCUGCUGCUCAAGAAAUCUUCACCGAGGUUGAAAAAACCAUCAUUUGCUACGAGGAAGAGCUCGAUGCUCAGCGCAGGAUGAUGGGGAUCAACUUGCAGCAACAAAUAAAGCUCAACAGAAUCGGUUCGGAGCCGCGCAGACAAAGUUCUGACCUCCAACAGCCACAUUUCUCCAUUGAGGAGAAAACUUUUGCCAUCCAACAAGUUCGUAACCAGGGGAGGAGGUCCAGUCAUGACCAGGAGGAAUCAGGACAUCAAUGGACUGGAGAACUAAGGGAACCACGACCUCCAUGUAUUAAAGAGGAAGAUGAGGACCCCAAAUCACCACUGAUUGAUGAACAGGACAUUCAAGGAAAUACAUGGAUUAAGGAAGAGGAGGAAUCAGAACCUCAACUGAUAAUUGUAGAAAAGAAGGAACCAGAUUAUUCAGUGCUUCAACAUGAACAGCAUGGACCAGAACAUUUACCAACCAGGCAGGACCAGAAUGACCUAUGCAGCAGUCAGGAGGGACAACAUCCUGUCCAAAGGCUGUUUGUUGCUUUGAUGGAUACUUCUACUCUUCAAGAAGAUGGCAUGAGUGAUGGAGGACCACAAACUGAGCAGCUCUCCUUUCGGAUAUUUCCUGUAGUUGAGAGCAAAGAUAAGGAAGGAAGCAGCUCCACUGUUUCAGAGAGUCAUUCUCAUAAUGAGGCACAGGCACAGUUUUACAGAACCCACACAUGUAGGAAGCCUUUUUUAUGUGAAACGUGUGGAAAAAGUUUCACUCGAGUAGAUCAUCUAAAUUUUCACAAGAAAAUUCAUACAGGUGAGAAGCCUUUCUCAUGCGAAACAUGUGAAAAACGUUUCUCUCGAAUUAGUCAUUUAAGGCUUCACAAGAAAAUUCAUACAGGUGAUAGGCCUUUUUUUUGUGACACAUGUGGAAAAUCUUUUAUUCAGAGCUCGGACUUAAAUGUCCACAGACGAAUCCACACAAAUGAGAGGCCAUUCUCUUGCCAGACAUGUGGAAAAAGUUUCACUCGAAAAAGUAAUUUGAAUGUUCACAGGAAAACUCACACACAACAAAAAAGUUUUUCAUGCCAGACAUGCGGACAACAUUUUCUCCGUCUUGGUAAUCUGAUUUCCCACAUGAAACUAAAACAUAACAGUGAGAGGGAGACAUUUGACUCUCACACACAGUUAACAUUAUAAAUAUUUAAACUUUUCUUUGCAGUUUUCAGUUUAUGAAAAUGAAGUAAUUUUGUGGCACUUCUGAGUAGUGCCCCAGAUGUUCAGCUAAAUAGCCAAUUGUUUGUGGUUGCUUGUUGUUGUGGUUUCAUUGGAACCUGGUUUAGUCUUCCGGUUUUCUGGGUUAAUUUUUGUUUGUAGCCAUGAUUAUUUCGUUAUAUACCAGUGUGUUUUUGUUUGUUUAGGUUGAAAGGCCUCUGCUGUCUGGUGUCAUUAGUUUAUUCUCAAAAACUUUGUUUUGAUAGAAUUUAGACUGCUUUUUGUUCAGCGUUAAAUUGUAGGUUAUCACACGUUACUUUGAUAUUCCUAAAUACUAUAUAUUUUGCAAGUUAAGGAAGAGAACUUUAAUUUUUUGCUAAUUUAGCCUUCCAUGUUAUUUUGCCAGUUGAAGAAUAUUAUAUCAUUGUGGAGUUGUAGUCAUUUUUUUGAUCGUUUAUUUGAAUCUUUAUACUGGACUAGGAAGGG